Molecule: messenger RNA, 1567 nt
Organism: Nanorana parkeri
Lineage: Eukaryota; Metazoa; Chordata; Amphibia; Anura; Dicroglossidae
Gene: OLFML1
Product: olfactomedin like 1
Exons: 3
Coding region: 243-1439 (398 amino acids)
Biological process (GO): signal transduction
Source: RefSeq, a predicted model, not a curated record
AAGACCCUGCAAGUUGCAGAUGUGAAUCAUUUGCUUCCUUUUUAACAUGAGGAUUCUAUUACAACAUUUGGCAAAAACCCUAGAAGAAAGAAUUUAUAUUAAGCAUUGUUCGGCCUGAGAGAGGCAAGACACUUUUCUGAAUCUUCACUCCCCUCUUAAUCAGCAUUUCUACGUAAGGACACCACAUGAAACAAAUCUGGACUUUACAGCACCAAGGCAGCUCUGCUGAAGGACUUUAGAAAAUGGAGCUUUAUUGUUUGCAAAUUCUGUCUGUGUUUCUGCUCAUAACUCAGAGGAACACUCAGUGUGAAGUUCAAGAUGAAACCAUGAUUCGAUACAUCGAGAAACGGAUUUUGAGUCUGGAGGACAGACUGCUCAAGUGCGAACAAGAUGUACAGCAUUACCUCCAUGAAUUUCAAGAGUUGUCGCACAAGCUGGUGUCAAGCCUGGACAAGUUCAGUAGUUAUAAAGUGGAAGUGAAGGGUGAGAUGGAAAAUCUGUGGGCAAGACUGGAAAGAGCUGAGUGGGAUAUUGACUACCUGGAGAGUACGAGUUCCUCAAAAACCCAAGUGGAAGUUGAUGACAAACUGAUGGAGAAGCAACUUCUCGAACAGUCAGAAGAGAAGAGGAAACGGCGGCUCAAAUUCAGCACAAGCUGCACUAUAAUGCUGGCACAAAUCCAGUCGUUAAAAACUGUGAAGAAAUCUGGGGGCGCUGUUGGCGCUUGGAUGAAAAACGCCGGCGACAAAUCAAAAAACAUCUAUUUCUUUACUUCCUCCAGCAACAACUUGCUUCUAGAAUUUGCCAACAUUGAGGAAUUCACCAGCCGGGAUUUCCUGCAAAGAGCAGAAUCUAUAAAACUGCCGUUCUUCUGGCAAGGAACCGGCCUCCAAGUCUAUAAGAAUGAGGUGUUUUUCCAUAAGAAGGGCACAAUGAAUGAAAUUGUUAGAUACAACAUCCAGAAGAACAUUACACAGUCUAUGAAUCUGGAGGGUGCUGGGCAUAGUCCACCCUACCAGCUUUCACCAUACACAAAAAUUGAUCUCGCCAUAGAUGAGCAAGGUCUAUGGGCCAUUCACGCUGAACCCGAAGCUGACGGCAACCUGGUCCUUACAAAAAUAGACCAGGCCGACAUGGCAGUGACCCAAGUGUGGAACACAACCUGCAGCAGCUAUAACGCAGAGGCAGCCUUCGUCAUAUGUGGAACCCUGUACGUCAUGUACAAUAGUCCAAAUGGUGGUAGAUCCCAUAUUGACUGUAUCUUCGACACCUCCGAUGUCAUUGAUGGCCACGAGACACCUACUCUGUACUUCCCAAAGCGAUACAGCCAUCACUCUUCAGUGCAUUACAAUCCGAGAGACCAAAUGCUCUACGGUUGGGAUGAUGGCUACCAAAUCAUCUAUAGGUUUGAGGCAAUGAAGAAGUAUGAGAAUUUCUGAAUACGAGAAAACAUUACAUUACCUGGUGGGCCAAAUGUAUCACCCGACCUGUAUAUUGUCUCUGUUGCCCAUGACAAUCAAUCAGAUUCCAAUCUUCAUUUUAUCACUGUAGGUUAAAAAUGAAAGUA